This is a messenger RNA of Tachysurus vachellii, 1614 nucleotides long. RefSeq names its product tubulin, beta 4B class IVb-like (gene tubb4bl). Gene Ontology annotation, biological process: microtubule cytoskeleton organization; mitotic cell cycle. Bases 141 to 1475 code for a protein of 444 amino acids. Gene Ontology annotation, cellular component: microtubule; cytoplasm. Lineage: Eukaryota; Metazoa; Chordata; Actinopteri; Siluriformes; Bagridae. Gene Ontology annotation, molecular function: GTP binding; structural constituent of cytoskeleton; GTPase activity. The transcript has 4 exons. The record is from RefSeq and is a predicted model, not a curated record.
GCUCGACAAACAGGGCGUGGACUUGCUGAGAAGAGACGCAAUAACGGUCUCCUUCUUUCCUGCGUUAUCACUUCGCUCGCCUCUUCUUCUUCUUCUUCUUCUUCUUCUCCUCCUCUUCCUCACUCCUGUCAGCUGCAAAGAUGCGCGAAAUCGUGCACCUGCAAGCCGGACAGUGCGGCAACCAGAUCGGAGCAAAGUUCUGGGAGGUGAUCAGCGAUGAACACGGCAUCGACCCGACUGGGACGUACCACGGAGACAGCGACCUGCAGCUGGACAGGAUCAGUGUCUAUUACAAUGAGGCUUCAGGUGGGAAGUACGUUCCCCGUGCCAUCCUUGUGGAUCUGGAACCCGGAACCAUGGACUCGGUCCGCUCCGGCCCUUUCGGACAGAUCUUCAGACCUGACAACUUUGUAUUUGGACAAAGUGGUGCUGGAAACAACUGGGCAAAGGGCCACUACACUGAGGGGGCGGAGCUUGUCGACUCUGUGCUAGAUGUGGUGCGUAAGGAGGCGGAGAGUUGCGACUGCCUGCAAGGGUUCCAGCUCACUCACUCUCUGGGAGGCGGAACGGGCUCCGGCAUGGGCACGCUGCUCAUUAGCAAAAUCCGCGAGGAGUAUCCCGACCGCAUUAUGAACACAUUCAGCGUGGUGCCAUCGCCCAAAGUGUCCGACACUGUGGUGGAGCCCUACAACGCCACACUGUCUGUGCACCAGCUUGUAGAGAACACCGACGAGACCUACUGCAUCGACAACGAGGCACUUUACGACAUCUGCUUCCGCACGCUGAAAUUAACCACGCCCACUUACGGAGACCUGAACCACCUGGUCUCGGCCACCAUGAGCGGUGUCACGACCUGUCUGCGUUUCCCCGGGCAGCUGAACGCAGACUUGCGCAAGCUGGCGGUCAACAUGGUGCCCUUCCCACGUCUUCACUUCUUCAUGCCCGGGUUCGCGCCUCUCACCAGCAGGGGGAGUCAGCAGUACCGCUCUCUGUCCGUGCCCGAGCUGACUCAGCAGAUGUUCGACGCCAAGAACAUGAUGGCAGCCUGCGACCCGCGCCACGGCCGCUACCUCACCGUGGCCGCCGUCUUCAGAGGUCGCAUGUCCAUGAAGGAAGUCGACGAGCAGAUGCUCAACGUGCAGAACAAAAACAGCAGCUACUUCGUCGAGUGGAUACCCAACAACGUCAAGACGGCCGUGUGUGACAUCCCGCCACGUGGCCUCAAAAUGUCCGCCACGUUCAUCGGCAACAGCACGGCAAUCCAGGAGCUGUUCAAGCGCAUUUCCGAGCAGUUCACUGCUAUGUUCAGGCGCAAGGCUUUCCUGCACUGGUACACCGGAGAAGGCAUGGACGAGAUGGAGUUCACCGAGGCCGAGAGCAACAUGAACGACCUGGUCUCUGAGUACCAGCAGUACCAGGACGCCACCGCCGAGGAGGGCGAAUUCGAAGAGGAGGGCGAAGAGGAGGUUGCUUAAAUCUAAGCCACACCCGGCCAACGAUACAUCCAUCAAAAUUUCCCCGUCUCCAUGCACACUGAUGGUCCUUACAGCUGUGGCGUUUCCAGUGAAUUGUGUAACAUUUUCUUUUGUUUUUAAUUGUCUUUGUGUUUUUGUA